CAAUAUUUUGCUACGCGUGGUACUGGUCGAUUGGGAAUAAUAACUUGGCAUACUAGACGUGGUUUGGUCAAUUCUGCAAAGCAAACACAGAUGUCUUGAUCUGUUGUUCUAAGGAUGGCUAGCCAGUUCAAGAUUCAGACUGACGGUUCAUUUAUAACUUCCAGCCGAGAGGGAACUCAAGCAUAGGCAAGAAUCUAUACGACAAAGAGGAAUGUCGUUUGUCCUCGUCGACAUUAUAUAAAGGGGAAGUUUCGACUCUGCGGAAAAUAAAGAUAUGGGUUCACAAAGGGUCAAAAUUGUAGCUUUGGUCAUUGUUGUGGUGGUAGUCAUAAUAGUGGCGGUGACGUGUGCAGUGGUGCUGACGCAAUCCUCCGACUCGACGACGUCACGGAAAUCCACGGGCAUACAAGGUGCGGUGGCGUCUGAUUCCGAAGUCUGCUCGAACAUCGGUGCUGACGUGAUGCGUGAAAAUGGAACGGCUAUUGACGCGGCCAUAGCAACGCUGAUUUGCCUGGGUCUCAUUCAUCCCCAUUCCUCUGGGAUUGGGGGCGGGGGCUACAUGCUGUUGUACAAGCGCUCUACCAAGAAGGCGACGUACUUGGAUUUCCGAGAAACGGCCCCCGGGGCAUCUACAUCUGAUAUGUUUGUAAACAAAACCGAUGAGAGUAAAAAAGGGAAACUCUCGGUAGCCGUUCCAGGAGAAAUACUUGCUAUGUAUGGUGCUUGGAAAACACAGGGUCGCUUGCCAUGGAAGCGCCUUUUUCAACCAACGAUCGAUUUGGCUGAAAAUGGAUUCAAAAUUGACGAACCAUUGGCUAUUGUAAUCAAGAGUACAAUGAAAGACAUCAUUAAGGAAAAAGGUUUUAAGGAGAUUUACUUUAACGAUGACGGCCAGCCACGAUCGGAAGGCGAGACCAUAAAAGAUCCAAUCUUCGCUAAGACACUAAAAGAGCUUUCAGAAGAUCCUUUCAGCUUCUACAACGGCACCAUUGCCAAAGAAAUGGUGAAGGACAUUCAAGAUCGAGGAGGAAUUCUAACAAUGGACGAUUUGAAGAACUUCACGGCAACUAACAGACGCGUUUUGUCAAGUUUCGUGAAUGAGGAUACUCUGUAUACAACGUCGGCUACUUCAAGUGGAUCUACCUUGAUUAUGAUAUUAAAUAUUUUAAAAGGAUUCAAGUUCACUGCAGACUCUAUAUCACCCAGCAACGUCAUACUAACCUGGCAUCGUAUCAUUGAAGCACUCAAGUUUGGUUACGCAUAUCGCCCAUAUCUGGGUGAUCCGGAAUUUUACCCUGAAGUGGAAAAGAGCAUAGAUCUUCAGAUCAACGCCACGUAUGCUGAAGAAUUGCGUCAGAAGAUAUCAAACGACACCACAUACAAUACCUCGUACUACGGCGGAUUUUAUGCUAAUCCUCAAGAUUCUGGUACGACGCAUUUGUCUGUGGUUGGGCCUACAGGCGACGCUGUGUCUGUCACCAGUACUCUUGGAUACUAUUUUGGCGCAAAGAUUCGCUCAUACAAGACGGGGAUAGUGUAUAACAAUCACAUGAGCACAUUCUCUUUACCAAACAUAGCGAAAGUUUAUCAACCCAAGUCCUCAAAAGCUAAUUACAUCGAACCAGGAAAGCGAUCGGUGUCUACUGCAUGCCCUACGAUAGUUGUGGAUAAGAAUGGGAUUGUAAGGAUGGUUGUGGGUGGAUCAGGAGGUCUAAGGAUCACCUCGGGUGUACCUCAGGUCAUAAUGAACAAACUUUGGUUUGGUUUAAGCCUAAAUGACUCGAUCGAUAGACCUCGAUUGCAUCAUCAACUUCAUCCGAAUAAAGUGUACUACGAGAAAACCUCCCCCUUCGAUGUUUCUUCAACGAUUAUUGAUGGCUUACGGGCUCUUGGACAUGAAGUGACAGGGUGGACUAAAUAUUGCGCCAUUCAGGGGGUCUACAGGGAUGACUUAGGAAAUUUAUUUGCUAAAUCUGAUCCCAGAAAAACUGGAGUCGCUGUUGUGUUGUGAGCAAAAUACUGUUCGCGACUAUGUUUUGUUACUGUAGUUUGUAUACUAAUGGAACAAUGGGAAAAUGGUUAGAAAUUCCGUUUAGACGAAGAAAUGCUGUUAUAUAGUCUUCCAUGUUACAUGAAGCAAUUGCAGUAUUAAAGGACAUCAGCAACGAAAAUUUUGAUUGUUGAUCUGUGUUAAACAUACCUAAGGAAUACUUAAUUUCGUAUUUUUACUUGCCUAUCGCAUUUAGUUGUUGAGAAAUUUUUCACUGGAAUAAUAUGUAUAUUGUAAGGUUGGUUUCAACCUACGAACCGGUGGCUCAAUGGUUAAGGCUACGUUUUGAACUGUUCAAAAACU
Dendronephthya gigantea is the source of this 2353-nucleotide messenger RNA. Its product is annotated as glutathione hydrolase 1 proenzyme-like. Gene Ontology annotation, molecular function: glutathione gamma-glutamate hydrolase. Gene Ontology annotation, cellular component: plasma membrane. NCBI's taxonomy places the organism in Eukaryota, Metazoa, Cnidaria, Anthozoa, Malacalcyonacea, Nephtheidae. The coding region runs from base 275 to 2011 and encodes 578 amino acids. Gene Ontology annotation, biological process: glutathione catabolic process. The transcript is spliced from 10 exons. The record is from RefSeq and is a predicted model, not a curated record.